GAACGGGUAAACAUCGAUCCUCUACAUCACUCUUGUGUUUCAGUAAACAGAUCAAGUCUAAGAGAAUGAAUUCGUUAUGGAUAUUAAAGCGGAAGCUGGUAGCUAUGGAUUCAUGGCAUGAACGUAUAUGAGAGCGCGUGAAACUUUCGCGUUUACAACUGCCAAUUCGAGUAGUUGAAUUAUCGUGCUACCUCUCAAAUUCUCAAUCUUGCACCAUGUUAACCCGGCAAAAACACUCCUAUUCUCAACUUCUUCAAUCCGAGACUCCUCUGCAGCUAAAACCUCACUUGCGGUCGAUCUCGGACUUCUUUUCUCUUGAAACAACUUUGAAAAUCCUAGGCGUAUUUUUCUGGUCAAUUUUCACUCUUACAACUGGCUUUGUGCUCGGGACGAGUGUUGGUGCUCCAUGUACAUCUGAAUUGUCGAAUUCUCGUAUUCAUCUUCCUACGAUAUCUCAAACCUUCCACUAUAAUAGAACUUUUGCAGAGAUCCCCUCUGAUACGUCUAACAAAGCAUGGGAGAGCUUAUUUCCUCCUCAUGGUGGUUUCUUCGAUAUCUCGGGGGUUUCGUCGCAACGAUCUACUCUCUCAAUUUUUCACCAGUUGCACUGUUUGGAUGGAAUACGUCACAACUACUGGAAUCUCUAUCUCGCCAUGCAUUCAAACAUUUCGUACAAUGAGAACUCUAUGCGAGAAAUGUCUUCGCCUUCUCAUAUCAGACACUGUAUUGAUCUGUUAAGACAGAGUUUGAUGUGUAGUGCGGAUACAACACUAGAAGUCAAGGAGGAACAUGUGAACGGAGUUCAUGGAUUUGGGGUACUCCACAAGUGUAGCGAUUGGGAUGUUCUUUUACGGACUAUUUCAGUGAAGCAGCACCAAGCUUAAAGCCAUAAUCAAUUAUAAUUAUGUCACUGAACGUAAUCCCGCAUUGUCCUACUGGGUUGAUUUGAAAGUGAUAGAAUCUCAUCUACCUUAUCUAGUUCCUUGGGACCACACCCAAUUUACUAAGGAAGUAAACUAGGAUCACAUAUUUUUAUUUAGGCUCAUUUGUCGGUCACAAUCGCCAGUCUGAUCAACGUUGCAAAGCACCGACGAAAUCACCAGAAAGCCUCACUCAGGGCUACGUAUCUACUUUGCCUCUCCAUCGGGGCACCACUCUCUUUUGUGGACGGGCCAUCAAUCAAAUACUCCAAAGUCUGGGCCUACUUGCCUUGGACUCAGUCACAGCAUGCGAAGUGCUUAAUUAGUACCACCUAAAGAUUACGCUUGUGUACCGCGUGGCAAUAUGUGUCAUUAACUUGCGUUUGAACGAGGCAUAACGAGAAAUUGAGGUUACGUUGGAA
Messenger RNA from Botrytis cinerea B05.10, 1342 nucleotides. RefSeq lists its product as hypothetical. The coding region runs from base 216 to 884 and encodes 222 amino acids. The transcript is spliced from 4 exons. The record is from RefSeq and is a predicted model, not a curated record. Gene Ontology annotation, biological process: mycotoxin biosynthetic process. NCBI's taxonomy places the organism in Eukaryota, Fungi, Ascomycota, Leotiomycetes, Helotiales, Sclerotiniaceae.